Messenger RNA from Xenia sp. Carnegie-2017, 1451 nucleotides. Its product is annotated as phospholysine phosphohistidine inorganic pyrophosphate phosphatase-like. The transcript is spliced from 7 exons. Gene Ontology annotation, molecular function: inorganic diphosphate phosphatase activity; phosphatase activity. Gene Ontology annotation, cellular component: cytosol. The record is from RefSeq and is a predicted model, not a curated record. Gene Ontology annotation, biological process: dephosphorylation. Lineage: Eukaryota; Metazoa; Cnidaria; Anthozoa; Malacalcyonacea; Xeniidae. The coding region runs from base 107 to 928 and encodes 273 amino acids.
AUAAACAUAGGUCAUAGUGAUUAAUACCUGUCAUGUAUCUGUUUUAAUUGAACACUGUCUUAUAUAAACAUAGGUCAUAGUGAUUAUAUUAAUUGUUACUUUGUAAAUGUCUUUCUGUAAACCUAUUUGGUUGGAAAAAGCCGUUAAAGGUGUCCUUUUGGAUAUCACUGGUGUUUUAUACAACAGUGGUCAAGGUUCGGGUGAAGCUAUCCCUGGAUCAAUAAACGCUGUAAACAGGCUAAAGACGUCAGGUAUUCCUCUCAAAUUUUGUACAAACGAAACGCAAUGCACUCGUGAGAAGUUGGUUACAAAGUUGAACAGUCUUGGUUUUUGUUUAAAACUGGAUGAGAUAUACUCACCGGCACCGCUCGCUGUUCAUUAUAUUAAAGAAAAUAAUUUGAGUCCGUAUUUAUUGGUUCAUAACGAGGCUAUUGAUGACUAUUCAAGUGUAAUGCAAUCAAAUCCCAAUUGCGUAAUUGUUGGAGAUGCAGCUGAAGAAUUUACUUAUGAAAAUAUGAAUAAAGCAUUUCGAGUGUUGUUGGAAUCUGAAAAUCCAACUAUUGUUGCUCUUGGAACCGGAAGGUACUACAAGGAUGGUGGUGAACUGGUUCUUGAUAAUGGUCCAUUUAUUAAAGCAUUGGAGUAUGCCUGUCCAGUAACUACAGUGGUUCUUGGCAAACCUGCCAAGACUUAUUUUAUGGGUGCCAUUACGGAACUCGGCAUUGCUGUGGACAAUGUUGUGAUGAUUGGUGAUGAUUUGCUUGGGGAUGUGAAAGGAGCUCAAUCUUGUGGCAUUCGAGGAAUUCAAGUUAGAACUGGAAAAUACAGACCUCAAGAUGAAUGUCAUGAAACAAUUAAAGCUGAUGGUAGAGUGAAAGAUCUUGCAGAAGCUGUGGAUUUGAUUUUAAAAUAUUACUCUACAACUUAAGAGGGUUUUUGCGAUGAACUAAGAUGACGCCCCAUGACUUAGUUAUGGAAACCGAUUAACCCGAAUGAAAUAUUCAAAACAUCUGAUGUUUAGAGAAUCAUCAAAAUUCAUUGAAAAGAAAAAGUCGCCACGCCGGAUAUGAUAGACGAAAGAAGUACAGGUUGUAGCCUCUCGAAGUUAACAAAGUUAUUUUAUUACAUAAAAACUUCACUUACGAUUUAAACCGAUAUCGUGAAAAGUUAACAAGAUGUUUACUCCUUUUGAUUUGGUAUCAUCUUUACCGUCUUCACCCUGCAGUAAACGCGUUUUGUUGUAGUCAGCUUGAAAAGUGGAUUGCAAACUUGUAUGUGUCUACGUGUAUGAGUAGAGUGAAUCUCGAAAUUGUCAAAAUUAUGUUCAAAAAAACCUUGAACUUCGUUUUCUAUCAAAUUAGAAGCUAAAUAUCAUAUAUGUACCUCGAUUAUCACAGUAAAAUCUCCAACCUUUUCAAUCUGCAAAAUACAUCAUUUUCCUUCACAGAAAA